Molecule: messenger RNA, 2686 nt
Organism: Clupea harengus (Atlantic herring)
Lineage: Eukaryota; Metazoa; Chordata; Actinopteri; Clupeiformes; Clupeidae
Product: complement factor B-like
Exons: 20
Coding region: 97-2469 (790 amino acids)
Biological process (GO): response to bacterium; complement activation; proteolysis
Cellular component (GO): extracellular region; extracellular exosome
Molecular function (GO): serine-type endopeptidase activity
Source: RefSeq, a predicted model, not a curated record
UGCUCCCAGACCUAGCUGAAUUCUUAAUUAAACAGUGACCACAUUAUCUGUCGAGAAAAAAACAUUCAGAACUGGCUGUCCAGAGUUGGUCUCAGCAUGGCAAACACAUUUGUGUGGACUUACUUGUUCAGUCUGAUCACAGCGUCUUCGUUUGUGGCAGGGGCACCAUCAGGGCACUGCUCAGGAGACCAUUUGUCCAUUGAAGGUGGAAAUUAUACUGUUGACAAGGACUUUGGGCCCGGCAGUGUGUUGGUCUACCACUGUCCACCUGGGUACUAUCCUUCUGUCAGAAGUCGACGCUGUCUGGAUACUGGGAACUGGGAUCCUGCUCCAAAACGCUCAAGACCUGGAAGACCGGGAUUAAUAUGCAAACUUGUCAGAUGUCCUGAUCCACUGGUUUUUGAACAUGGAUCUGUCCUGCCGGCACAAGACAGGUACUACGUAAAUGACACAACAACGUAUGAGUGCUCUUCUGCCUACAAACUCUAUGGGUCUGCGACUCGUGUCUGCAAAGCCAAUGGAAAGUGGAGUGGUAGCACACCUAUUUGCAGUAGCAACAGUGAUCACUGCCCAGAUCCUGGAGUUCCUGCAGGAAUGCGCAGAACAGGUAACAUCUUCAACAUCGGCGACAAAAUCAGCUACCGUUGUGAGGAUGGACUGAUUCUGAUAGGCUCCGAGGAGCGGACGUGCUUGGAGAGUAGAGACUGGACUGGACAAGAGCCAGCGUGUUACUAUGAUUAUACGUACGACACAGCAGAUGAAAUUGCUGAGGCAUUCAGUAGUUCCCUUAAAACCAGCUUAACUGUAGAGAUGACAAAUGAACAACAAGGGAAGAAAAUACGCAUGGAGAAAGGAGGAAACCUCCACAUCUACAUCGCCAUUGAUGCUUCUGAUAGCAUUGACCUCACAAGCUUUAAUCAUGCGAAAGAAAUUGUCAAAAAACUCAUUGACGAGAUCAGCUACUAUGAAAUGACCCCCAAAUAUGAUAUUGUAAUUUUUGCCACAGAGGUGACCCCAAUUGUAGACAUAAAAAAGUACUAUGGGGGAACUCAAAGGGAACUUGAUCAGGUCAUUGUUGAUUUGGAUAGUUUUGAUUAUGAGGGAAAGGGAGACAACGCAGGAAGUGACAUUGCUGGAGCUUUUAACCACAUUUAUGAACAAAUGAGUUGGGUAAGGGAAAAUGAAGCCCGGUUUGUGAACACUAGUCAUAUCAUCAUCAUGUUCACUGAUGGUGAAGCCAAUAUGGGCGGCAACCCAGAACCAAAGGUUGGGCUGAUCAAAGAUCUAGUACAAAGAGACAAUGGAAAGUUAGAGAAUCUUGAUAUAUACAUGUUUGGCGUCGGUGAACAUGUUCAGAGAGAAGACCUCAAUAUUUACGCAACAAAAAGAGACAAUGAAAAGCAUGUCUUUAUAGUGACGGACAUGGAAAAACUACACACGAUCUUUGCGGACAUGAUUGAUGAGAAGAGCAGUGAUGGUUUGUGUGGACUGCACAGAGACUACCAAUUCAAAGACGACCAAGGCGAAAACCUAAAGCGUAGACAACCUUGGCUGGUUGAAAUUUCUGUCCAACAUAAAGAACUCUUCUCCAAAUGUUUGGGAUCUCUCAUCACACCCCGCUUUGUCUUAACUUCUGCCCACUGCUUCAAGUCUGCAGACACUGACAGAACCACUGUAACACCCGCCUCCAAAGAGAUAACAGUGGUGGAAAAGGUCACAAUUCAUAGUGGAUAUAAUGUCUCGGCCAAAACGAAUAAAGGAAUACCUGAGUUUUACGACUACGAUGUGGCUCUUAUUAAGCUUAAGGAGGCGGUUAAGGUCUCUGCCAUGACAAGGGCCUCAGAGAAAGACCUUGGCUCUCACACCCCACCUGCUACAACUAUCUGGUCUGUGUCCCGUGGUGGCCUUUCUGACCUAAAAGAUAUUUGUAGGCUGAUCUCCAACUCAAUGCACCUACGACCGAUCUGCAUUCCUUGCACUAAGGAAACCAGUGCUGCUUUAAAACUGCACGGCAAGGGUGUUACGUGUAAGCAGCAUGAGGACAUCUUGUUGGAUAAAGAACAUGUUGAAGCAUUAUUCAUGUCACCUCAAAGAAAGAUGAAAAAAGCCUUCAUCCAUCUAAAAGAUAAAGAGAAGCCCUGCCUUGAAAAGUCAAUAAAAGCCCCACAAAUAACCACUAAGCGCUACGAGGACGUAGUCACUGAGAGGUUCCUGUGCACUGGAGGGCUUGAUCAUGACCAUAUUGAUGACGCUGCCUGCAAAGGGGAUUCUGGGGGUGCCUUGUUUCGUGAGAGACGCAAGCGGUCAAUACAGGUUGGAGUUAUCAGUUGGGGUGUGGUGGAUGUCUGCUCAGGAGAAGGCUCAGGAAAAUCUAGUGAUGACAAUAGAGAUUUCCACAUCAACCUCUUCAAAGUACAGCAGUUCUUGAAGGACAACCUGGUCGAUGGGACUCUAACAUUUAUAGACUAAAAUAUUUUCUCAUGUAUUCAAAAAACAACCUUGUUUUCAGGGCCAAGAAUCGAUUUUUACCACUCUUUCAAGACACAUGAAUGUCACUCUUUUAACUUUUAAUUUGAAUCUCUUUUGUUUGAAAGCAUUACAGCAACUUUGUGUAUUUAAAACACAUAUUAGUAUUUGCAGACAUGAAUGAAUCAAUAAAGAUGAAAUUAUGUGGAUAAUGUUUGGA